Messenger RNA from Colletotrichum higginsianum IMI 349063, 909 nucleotides. RefSeq names its product Pyrimidine 5'-nucleotidase. Gene Ontology annotation, molecular function: nucleotidase activity. The transcript has 4 exons. Gene Ontology annotation, biological process: pyrimidine nucleobase metabolic process; nucleotide catabolic process. Bases 1 to 909 code for a protein of 302 amino acids. The record is from RefSeq and is a predicted model, not a curated record. Lineage: Eukaryota; Fungi; Ascomycota; Sordariomycetes; Glomerellales; Glomerellaceae.
AUGCCGGCCAGACUCCCACCUCGCAUAUCCAGAAGCCUCUCCUCGCCCAUUCGGCCUCCCGGGUCGUUCUGUUCACACAACACCAAAUAUUUUACAUCUAAUCGCGCACCCGAGCCUACCAGGCCUGCUUUGCUGUUGCGUCCUUCCUUUCAGUACCCACCCAGCCGAUUAUACUCCUCGAUAUCAUCCAUGGAUCCCAUCAAACCCCAGGCGAAUGGAGUGUUGACUCCCAAGCCAGUGCUUUUCUUUGACAUUGACAACUGCCUGUACCCCAGAAGCUCAAGGGUCCAAGACCACAUGGCACAGCUGAUUGACGAGUACUUCGCGAAGCAUCUUUCCCUCUCCUGGGAAGACGCGGUCAAGCUGCAUAAGGAGUAUUACACCAAUUACGGGCUCGCUAUCGAGGGCCUCGUACGGCACCACCAGAUUGACCCUCUGGAGUACAACUCCAAGGUCGACGACGCGCUGCCCCUCGAAGACAUUCUAAAGCCCAACCCCAAGCUGCGGCAACUUCUUGAGGAUGUCGACAAGAGCAAGUGCACCAUGUGGCUUCUGACCAACGCCUACGUUAACCACGCCAAGCGCGUGUUGAAGCUGCUGGGUAUCGAGGACCUGUUCGACGGCCUGACGUUCUGCGACUACGGACAGCAGCCACUGGUCUGCAAACCUGCCAAGGAGAUGUACCUGAGAGCCAUGCGGGAGGCGGGCGUCGAGAAGAUGGAGGAUUGCUACUUUGUUGACGAUUCAUAUCUGAACUGCCAGAAAGCCCAGGGCUAUGGCUGGAACGUGGCACACCUAGUAGAGGAGGAUCUGCCAGUGCCACAAACGCCAGCAUCCGCGCACCAGAUCCGACACCUGAGGGAACUCCGAGACGUCUUCCCUCAAUUCUUCAAGUCAAAAAACGUUUAG